This is a messenger RNA of Lycium barbarum (goji berry), 1315 nucleotides long. RefSeq names its product cytochrome b561 domain-containing protein At2g30890-like. Gene Ontology annotation, molecular function: transmembrane monodehydroascorbate reductase activity. Lineage: Eukaryota; Viridiplantae; Streptophyta; Magnoliopsida; Solanales; Solanaceae. The record is from RefSeq and is a predicted model, not a curated record. Bases 346 to 1113 code for a protein of 255 amino acids. The transcript has 5 exons.
AAAUGGCAUUUACCGGCAUACAAACUAGAGUUUGCUGCAUUUACACAAGUCAAUUUAAUCUGAACAUUUUUAACGGGUUGUUUUGGGCAUCGCCCAAAUCAACCCAUCAACAAAAUACAUAUUGCCCAAGUCGUUAAAUUUUGGACGAAUUGGACGUGAUAUAUAUUUUUGCAUCAAUUUUGCCAUCAUGUCCCCGAUGAUUCAAGAUGAAGAGAAAACAAUGUACCUUCAGAACUUAACAAGUUAAGGACAAGAAGUUUUGCUGUGCUAUUUCUCUUUCAGCUCAGUUCCUUCUCUUCAUCAACACAAUUUUGUAACAUUAGCAACAUAGGAGUACUUAACAUCAUGAGUAGCAAGAUGGUACAAACCACGCAGAAGCUGAUUGUUCACGUGGCAAUUUUCAUUUUCGCUCUUCUACCAUUAGUCAGUGCAACUCAAAAGCACACGAAAAAGAUUGUUCACAAAUGCAACGACCACAAAGUCCUUGAGUUAAGUCCAAAGCUGUCAUUUCAAAUUAUUCUACAUGGAUUUCUCCUCUGGGCUUCCAUGGGUUUCUUGAUGCCUAUGGCGAUUCUUGUAAUAAGAAUGUCGAAUAAAGAGGAAAACGGAAGAAGGCUAAAGAUGAUUGUGUAUACUCAUGCAGCUUUACAGAUAGUAUCUGUUCUCCUUGUAGCAGUAGCAACAAUCAUGUCAGUAAUAAACUUUGAGAACUUUUUUGACAAUACUCACCAAAGAGUUGGCUUAGCUCUAUAUGUUGCCACAUGGCUACCAUUAGUAGCCGGGAUUUUUCGGCCUGACAAGGGAAGCAAAAAUCGGGGUAAAUGGUAUGCCUUUCACUGGCUUAUCGGAGUCACAGUUACUUUACUGGGAAUCGUCAACGUAUAUAUAGGUUUACAGGCCUAUAACAAAAAAACAAUGAAAAGCACAAGUAUUUGGAACUGGCUUUUCAGUGCUGAGGUCGGGGUUAUCGUGUUGAUCUAUCUGCUCCAAGAAAAAUGGCACUAUAUAAAGCAAUCAGAAGGGAUUUUAGGCAAUGAAUCAGUACGACCAACGGAUCAAGAAUCAUCUCCAACUCAGAAAAAGGAACUCUCACCCUCAUCAGAGCCAUGUUAAGACUUCAGAUAAACAAAUAAUUUUGCCUUUUACUAACAUAAAUUUUCUUCAUUUUUUUCUUUUACUAACUUUUAAAUUCUUUACAAUUUUGUUAUUAUUUUUUAAUAAGGUCUUAGUUUGUUACAAUUGCACAAACAAAUAUUAGAGAUUUGUGUAGAACUAUCAAUGUAGACCAUCAUAUACAGACAAUAAUAUUAUAGUA